AUGAUAAGUUUUAUUCGAAACUAACAAAUCAAUAUGAAAUUCUUCGUUGUAUUUGCUCUGUGCGUCGCUGCGGCCACCGCCAACGUCAUCAGCCCCAUCGUGGUCAAUGAUGAAGCAGCUGAAAUCCAACAGAUUAUGGAUGCAAUCAACCACCCCAGCACAGACCCUGCCACCGCCGCUCUUUUAGAACAAAUGUUGAACGAAGUUCUCGGUCUAACUAAGCCCGAACCUAUCGAUGUCGGACCUGCCAUCGUUGAGGGUGACUACGAAUCCAUCUCAGUCGGACCUGCUAUCGUUGAAGAGGUCGUACCCGCUCCCGUGAUUCCUGAAAUCAACAACUCCCCUCUUGUUCAAAUCAUCAUCAAUGUCAAGCCUGGUUCUGGCAAUCCCGUCGUUGUCGAAGGUAUGCCCGAGGUCGCGCCCACCCCCGUGCUCGUCGAAGAGAAGCCCGAGGUCGAGCCCACCCCCGUGAUCGUCGUAGAGAAGCCCGAGAUCGAGCCCACCCCCGUGAUCGUCGAAGAGAAACCUGUGGCUCCCGAACCCGUUAUCGUUGCCCCUGUGGUCAUCCCCGAACCCGUCAUUACUCUUCCUGACAUUCUCAACUAAAUAAAUACAUACUUGGAAACAUCUCC
Vanessa atalanta (red admiral) is the source of this 632-nucleotide messenger RNA. RefSeq names its product 36.4 kDa proline-rich protein-like. The record is from RefSeq and is a predicted model, not a curated record. The transcript is spliced from 2 exons. The coding region runs from base 34 to 606 and encodes 190 amino acids. Lineage: Eukaryota; Metazoa; Arthropoda; Insecta; Lepidoptera; Nymphalidae.